AUGUCACCAACAGAAGUUAUUUAUGAAAAUUAUGUUGAAAAGAUUCAUAAAGUUCUAAUAACAGCAGAAGAAGAUAGCAAUAGGUGGUUGCCAAUAGAAUCCUUAGGGAUCAUAAAAAAUUUAUUUAUUGCAAUGCUUACUACAAGAACGGCUCUUCAAGAACUUGACAAAAAAAAAUUUGUUUACUAUAAAACUGUUUUCCAACGCUUUAUGAGGAUAACGCCUGUCUUAGCUCUUGUCAUCCUAUUUAAUAUGAGUUUGGCAUAUGCUCUAUUCAAUGAAUCUUCUAGCACCCUUUUAGAAUUUUCGGUGCAAAAAUGUCAGAAAUAUUGGUGGUCAACAUUACUUCAUUUACAAGUUUACACAAACCCACACAAGCUUUGUAUGCACACCACUUGGUAUCUUUCCGUAGAUUUUCAAAUGACGAUACUGGUUGCGCCGAUUCUUGUAUAUCUUUUGUGGAAAUAUGGACAAAAUGUUAUAAUUCUCAUAAUUGGUCUUAUCUUGAUGUCCUCAGUUUAUGUUUAUCAAAAGGCUAUCGAAUCAAACAUCAUCGUAAAACAGAAUGAUUUCUUGGACGAUUUCAAUGGAGAAUUUAUGACGACAUUUUAUUAUCCAACUCAUGUCAGAGGAAUAGUUUAUCUAAUUGGAAUUAUUUUAGGAUAUUGUUUACAUAUGAAGAAUGAGAUUUGUAUGCCGAAAAGCAAGAUAUUUCAAUCAUCAUUUGUAAUCUCAGUGUUGAUCAUAAUUAUGGGGCCAACUUUCAUCUCAUACAUUUAUGAUUUACUAGGAGAGAAUAUAGCAUUGAAUGCGUUAUUUUUCACAUCUGUGCGAAUCAUUUGGGGUACAGCAACAGCUUUGAUAAUUUUUGUUUGUCAAAUAGGAAAUGGUGGUGUCAUCAAUGAAAUAUUAUCAAAGAAAUUUUGGAUUCCUUUUGGAAAAAUCGGUUUGAGCUUUUAUUUGGCUCAUCCCGUGCUUCAAUAUAAUAUCAUUUCAUUCAACAAUAAUGAAUACAACAUUGAAAGUAUUUCAAUGAUGACAAUUUACAUUGCUCAAGAUAUUUUUCUAGCACUAUUAGUAUCCGUUACGUUUUAUUUAACUGUUGAGGAGCCAUUUUAUUUGAUUGGAAAGCUUAUAUCAGAAAAGUUCAUUGUCAAAGAAAAAUUCAAAGAAUUUUAA
Clunio marinus is the source of this 1179-nucleotide messenger RNA. Lineage: Eukaryota; Metazoa; Arthropoda; Insecta; Diptera; Chironomidae. The record is from the annotation of a GenBank genome assembly.